Molecule: messenger RNA, 1557 nt
Organism: Dichotomopilus funicola
Lineage: Eukaryota; Fungi; Ascomycota; Sordariomycetes; Sordariales; Chaetomiaceae
Exons: 1
Coding region: 1-1557 (518 amino acids)
Molecular function (GO): flavin adenine dinucleotide binding; N,N-dimethylaniline monooxygenase activity; NADP binding
Source: RefSeq, a predicted model, not a curated record
AUGGCCUCCCAAUCGCGGCCGUACAGUCCUCUCUUCCACCCCAUCCUCUUCUUUUUGCAGCUCUUCCAAUGGCUGGCCGACAAGCUCCUCUCACCCAACCCGCCCGGUCCCAGCACUCACCUUAGCCGACCAAAGAUCGCCGUCAUCGGUGCUGGUAUCACCGGCGUUACGAGCGCGGCGCACUGCAUCGGCCAUGGCUUCGACACAACCAUCUUCGAGGCCGGCACCGAGGAGGAAUUGGGAGGUAUCUGGAGCCGCGUUAACAACACUUCCUCGCUGCAGAUCCACUCCAUAAUGUAUCGCUUCCACCCCUCCGUGAAAUGGGAGCGGGGGUACCCGGACCGCCAGCAGAUCCUCUCGCAGGUGCGUGAGCUGUGGAAGCGGUACGGACUAGAACACCGGACCAAGUUCAGCACCAAGAUCGACCGCGUGUAUCAGGAUAAACAAGGCCGCUGGAUUCUCAACGACCCCUCCCACGGCCGUUUUGACGGCAUCGUCUCGGCCAUCGGAACCUGCGGCGAGCCCAAGGUCCCCCACAUGCCGGGGAUGGAGAAGUUCAGCGGCGAAAUCCACCACUCCAGCCGUUUGACAGGAAAAUGCUCCGCCAAGGACAAGACCAUGAUCAUCAUCGGCGGCGGCGCCAGCGCGGUCGAGGCGCUCGAGUUCGCCAGCGAAGAAGGCGCAGAUAAGAUCUACAUUCUCGCGCGCAGCGAGAAAUGGAUCAUCCCGCGCAACCCGAUCUGGAACAUGCUGCUCGCCAUGAACGUUUUCGGGCAAGAAACCUUCCUCAGCUGGAUCCCCGAACUACUGCUGCGCAAGAUGUUCUACCGAGACCUGGAAGACCUCGCGCCCGCCAACAAGGGCAUCUUCACCGACACGCCCAUGGUCAACUCGGAUAUCAUGGAGAAACUGCGCUCGAAAAAGGCCGAGUGGAUCCGCUGCGACAUUGAAGGGUUCACGGAAGACGGCGUCAAAGUCAACCGUCGCGCGAAGGGUGUGCCUGUCGGCGGGCCGGGCCAAAAGGACCUGAUCAAGGGCGAUGUGGUGGUCAUGGCGACAGGGUUUGAACGGCCGAAGCUCGAUUUCUUGCCCGAGACUUGCUACGAGGACCCGUAUAACCCGCCCAACUGGUACUUACAGACCUUCCCGCCGAACCACCCGUCUAUUUCCUGCAUCAACUGCACCUACACCAACGCCAUCGGCACGGUGGGCAACUGGCACAUUGGCAUUUACACGCGCAUUCUGCUUAUGUUCCUGGUCGACCCCCUGACGCGCCCAAGGCCGUUUUGGAUGAAGCGGUGGAUCGAUAUGACUAGGUUGCUCAAGAUGGCGUCGCCUGUCGGGCCGUUUGAGUUCUUCACGUAUCUGGAGCUGAUCUGGUGGUUUUUGUUUUGCGUGGCGUUUAACCCGUUCCGAUGGAAGUGGGCGUUGUUUGUGUUCUUCGGGAUAGGUUAUAUGCUGCCGAAGCAGGUGGUGGCGGCUGAGGAUAUGAUCCGGAAUGGUCUGGGUUAUGGUCAGACUGAGACAACCGGGGAGGAUGUUGGAACAAGCAUAUAA